Messenger RNA from Adelges cooleyi (spruce gall adelgid), 1108 nucleotides. RefSeq lists its product as uncharacterized. NCBI's taxonomy places the organism in Eukaryota, Metazoa, Arthropoda, Insecta, Hemiptera, Adelgidae. The record is from RefSeq and is a predicted model, not a curated record. The transcript has 4 exons. Bases 102 to 704 code for a protein of 200 amino acids.
GUACACUGUAGUAGCUCUCUUUAGAAGCUCUCUUAAAGACUUUAGCGUUGGUUCUUUGUUAAAAAUUUUAACUAUUACGAUAAUUCUCAAUUAAAAACAUUAUGAUCCAGUUAAGAUUCGUGUUAUAUUUUGCUUUUGCAAUAUUAACAAUUGUGCACCAUGACGUGGCAGCAAAUAGCAGCAGCUCGGAAGAAGCAAUUGAAAGUAAAGACAGGCGUUUCAUCAACGAAGCUUGCAAUGACUUGUCCACCUGUCUGGAGGAAAAAAAUUUACAUCUAUUAUCUUCCUGGUUCAUGCUGGGCGUCUCGAUUUUUCCACUGACGUACGAAAUACUACAAUUGGAAAAGAAAACAAAAAAAGCCUUAGAUGAAAAAAAACGGAAAGGGAUACGUCAAUUGUGUCCUGACGUUAUGAAAGACGAAGACUUUGAUGUGGUAAGAUACCGAGAAAAUUGUCGAGAUUGGGCAGACGAAUGUUUUAAAGAGUAUGUAUUGGAUAUCAUAUAUCCUAAUCGCAAAGGUCGAUCGCCCGAAAAACCACUUGUUGACCAGGCGGGUGACGUGGUGGACGGAGAGGGCGAAAAGAUUUAUUAUAAAUGGGAAUUCUUCCCAGGCGCUGGAAGCGAUUUAUUUACAAAAGAAACACCGGAAGCAACAUCUUCUGCUCAUCCUACUAGAAUUGUUCCCGUUAGAAGACGUCGAUAAAAAUUUCUCACCCUCGUUUACAAAUUUUAUGUGAAACCAAUUGCACCGACCCUAAAAAUGUUGCACUCCUGAAUUUAAAAGAAAAAAAAUUAUAAUAAUUAAGUUUUCACUGAGUUUUGAAUGAUAAUAUAAUUGCACAUAUAAAACAUGAAUAUUGCACACCUGAAAUUUAAAAUAAAUAACCAAAUUUCGGAACACACUGCAAUAUCAUAAUUGAUAUUUUUACAUUUAAUGUACUUAAAUUGCUAUAUUCUACACACACACUAUAGUAUUAUUGUUCUUUAUUAUUUUUAUUGUAUUAUGAGUUUUAUAUUAUUAUAGUGUUACCAUUUAAUGUUAUAUUUCUUGAACUUUGUUAUAAUAUCAUAUUAUCGUUCGCCAUUAUAUUUUAUGCACUUUGCAAA